Molecule: messenger RNA, 3316 nt
Organism: Anguilla rostrata (American eel)
Lineage: Eukaryota; Metazoa; Chordata; Actinopteri; Anguilliformes; Anguillidae
Gene: stk16
Product: serine/threonine kinase 16
Exons: 8
Coding region: 426-1343 (305 amino acids)
Biological process (GO): protein phosphorylation
Cellular component (GO): cytoplasm; Golgi apparatus
Molecular function (GO): protein serine/threonine kinase activity; ATP binding
Source: RefSeq, a predicted model, not a curated record
GACAGACCCAGUUUAAACCAUUAAAUGGACUGCUCAUCUUUUCAAGACAAUAUGAAUCGGUAUACCUAGUAUGUAUUGUUAUAAUGUACGCGUUUUUCAACGGUAGCUACAAAAAGUAUUUAUAGAGGACACAUGUAAUCAAGGUAAAUUAUCACAGAUGACCAAACUGAAAUACCAACCAGAAACUUUUGCGUGAGGCUGAAAACCAGUACAUAUCAGUGCUGAAAACAGGUCAGUGAAGGCAAGAGGAAGUGAAGAGUCAUUUUACGUCACAAUGACGUUUUCUGUGUAUACGGAAGUAUUGUCUGAAACCGAAGAGGGAGCAGGAGCUGGUCAAGAAGAGUGAAAUCCGGACCGUGAAAUUAAAAAGAAAGCCCUCCCUGUGCCUCUCUCUCUCUCUCUGCGGGUGAGUGAGGGAUGUGACCAUGGGCCAGGCCUUGUGCGUGUGCUCCCGGAGCGCCAUCACCAUCGAAAACAAGAGAUACUACUUCAUCCAGAAACUGGACGAAGGGGGCUUCAGCUAUGUGGACCUGGUGGAAGGGGCGCAGGACGGGCGGUUCUACGCCCUGAAGAGGAUCCUGUGCCACGACCGGGAGGCGCGGCAGGAGGCGCAGACCGAGGUGGAGAUGCACCGCCUGUUCAGCCACCCCAACGUCCUGCCGCUCGCCGGCCACGCCUUCCUGGAGCGCGGCGGGAAGAGCGAGGCCUGCCUGCUGCUGCCCUACAUCAGCAGAGGCAGCCUCUGGUCUGUGCUGGAGAAGCUGAGGGACAAGAACAGCUUCAUGCCGGAGUCUCGCGUUCUGCACAUCCUCCACGGAAUCUGUGCGGGACUGAAGGCCAUUCAUGACAAGGGCUACGCGCACAGGGACCUGAAGCCCACUAACGUUCUCCUGGAGGAGGACGACCGCGCCCUGCUGAUGGACCUGGGCUCCAUGAACCGCGCGCGCAUCGAGGUGCGCGGCUCGCGCGAGGCCAUGACCGUGCAGGACUGGGCGGCUCAGAGAUGCACGAUCUCCUAUCGAGCGCCAGAGCUUUUCAGCGUGGAGAGCCACUGCAUCAUCGACGAGCGCACAGACAUCUGGUCUCUGGGGUGCGUGCUGUACUGCAUGAUGAUGCUGGAGGGGCCGUUUGACCUGGUGUUCCAGAAGGGCGACAGCGUGGCUCUGGCUGUGCAGAACCCCGUCAGCAUACCCCAGCCCUGCAGGUAUUCCCAAGGCCUCCAGACUCUGCUGGGCUCCACCAUGGUGUCCAACCCCCAGGAGCGGCCCGACGUCAGCUGGGUCCUGGACCAGGUUCGGCACCUGCAGACCCUGGAGCCGGCGGCCAGCGCCAACAUGGUAUGAUGGUUCUGCAGAGGGACCCGCGUCUGGUUCCUCUCCCCGCAUCAGCAGGGCACACCCCCUCCCCCCGCCACUCCCCUCCCACCCCCACACUCUGUAGCAUGGCUGUCCAGAAUCCUCCUGGUCUUACAGAUGCAAAAAAAAACAAGGCAUGUACUUUCACAGAAAUGAAGGGAGGAAAUGGAACUUUACUUUCGUUUAUAAACUUGGUUGGAUGAGUGUGAAUAAUCACCGUUGCUGGACUCUGGAACUCUGGGUAAUUUCACACUUGCUUGCUGCUCAGGAGGUUGACGGAUCGAACAGACCCCCCCCAAAAGGAAACGAAUAUUUGGACUUUGAGUCACGUUGUUGCGCUUGUACCCUCUGCCAUCUGUGCUCUGUCACCAGGGCUCGUCGCGUAGCCAUGGAAACUGCGGCACAGAACGCCGGGCCUGCACUGGCAACGCAGACCGUAAUCCCGCUGGUGUCUCAGGACGGUCCUUCUGUGCGUUUGAUUCUAGGACCACGCGAAGACAUCCGCACCGCACUGUCUGCUGAGGAAAUGGCGGUGAAUUGUGGGCAAACCUCUGUAAAUAUGCAUUUAAUGGCCUCUAACGAGGGAGAGAGUGGAGGUUAAUGCCCGGCACUGAGAAGGCCAGCACGCGCCGUUUGGAAAAAAACGAUAGUAAUGAAGGAGAUGGAUGGACCGGGGGCAAUGGAAGGAAGCAUGUGGUGGUGUGGGCUGGUUGCUAAGGGAACGCAGUGCACUGCCAGCCUCUUCAAGCCGACGCAGCCGCAGGCGGUAGUAGGCUGAGCGGGAGUGAAGCCGAAACUGGGUUGGCGGUUUUGGCGCCUUACGGUUAUGAAGACGCUGCCGCCUCUGAAGUCCUCUCCCCUCUCUUCUUCCCAGCAUGCAUUAGUCACUGCCACUGCUGGAAAUGCCUCUCCUAUCACCAUGAUACUUACUGUAAUGGAGUUUAAUUUUUUUAGAACCUUCCAGAUUGAAACGUUUUUUGGGAUCUGUCGAACGUGGGUGUUUCCCUGUUUUCGUUUUAAGCGUGGCUCUGUGAACGCAUGGCCUCCCAUCAGGCCUCAUGGGUCUGUCAGCACGUUUUUGGACUUUUAAAUAUAUUAAGUGAAUUACAUUCUCUAAUAAAGGCCCUUGGAUAUUAUUUAAUCGCUCUAGUAGGUCUCAGUUUCUGGGGAGAAAAAGAGCCUUGAUUGGGGAAAAAAAAGAGUGAUUUAGCUCCUUGGUGUGCGUCCUGGCCCUCACGCGACCAACAGAGAGAAACUAAGCUUACACUGAUCGUUUCCCCUCCGCCCCUUCCAGGGUUUGGAGUCUCUCAGUUUCGGGUUGCAGUUCGGCCGCGUGUCGCAGGUUAGCCGCAGCCUGGCUUCACUCUGACAGUCUUGGGUUAGCUGGUCGCAGUCAGACCCAUGGCAUUGUGUUGAAUGUGGGUUACCCACGCAUUUGGUACGUUUUACAGAUUUACAAAUUUAAAAAAAUAAAUAAACACAGAUUUUUUUAUCUGAGGAGGAACCUACCUGGUUUAUUUCUCUUGGUUUUUCAGUUUUUAAAUUAGUCUCAUAUCAGGAGUCUCCCCUUGGUCGCAGGGAUAACCUUUUUAGGAAGAGUUUUAAAGCUAUGCCAUUUUCCAGACUGGAGAUUUGAGGUACUAGAGAUUAUUAAAAUAGUUUUAUCUGGGCAUUAUGUCUCUAGAGAGACUCAACUUUAUGGGACGAAACAGGUCUCCGUCUGUCUGAUGUGUAAUAUUCCUACUGUAACGUGUAAUGCUUUGUGAUGCAUUGUCUGUAAUCAGUGCUAACCGUGGAAUGACAUGGCUGCUAGCGUUGUUGCCGGGAGGAGAUUUAGCUGAACGAAAUCAAAAGGUCAGAUGUAAAGGAUCUUCAGUAUAAUGAAAUAUUUCAUGUGUGUAAUUAUUAUUUUUUUAUUUCCAGUUAUGUGCUUUAAUUAAACAUUUAUUUGGCCUUGUGAA